Molecule: messenger RNA, 1762 nt
Organism: Rosa chinensis
Lineage: Eukaryota; Viridiplantae; Streptophyta; Magnoliopsida; Rosales; Rosaceae
Product: shikimate O-hydroxycinnamoyltransferase
Exons: 2
Coding region: 180-1541 (453 amino acids)
Molecular function (GO): acyltransferase activity, transferring groups other than amino-acyl groups
Source: RefSeq, a predicted model, not a curated record
UGAUUUGAACCACACGUACAGCAUUGAUCAUUUACACCUCUUGAUUUGGCCAAAACAGGAAUGGUCGCUCUCAUUGAUUCAUCAAGGUAGCCAUGAAACAUCGCUUGGCAUUAUAAAACGAAGAGACCAAAACCAUUUGUCUGGGCAGCAUCUCUCGGACAAAAGAUUCUAGCAGGAAGAUGGCGGUCAACGUCAGUGUGAUUGAGUCGACAGUGGUGAGGCCAGCGGCAGAGACACCUCGGCAGUCAUUGUGGCUCUCGAACAUGGACUUGGUGCAGCCCAGCACUCACACUCCCAGUAUUUAUAUCUACAAGCCAAAAGUCGAUGCUGCUGCAGACAAGGAUAGUAAUUUCUUUGACAUGCAUGUCUUGAAGGACGCGCUCGGCAAGGCCCUUGUGCCCUUUUACCCUUUGGCCGGCCGCCUGAAGCGAAAAAUGGAUGAGGGCGAGAAGGGUCGUCUCGAAAUAGAUUGCAAUGCGGAGGGGGCCUUGUUUGUUGUGGCCCGUAGCAGCUCUUGCAUCGAUGACUUCGGCGAUUUUGCACCCACUCCCGACUUCGGGAGAGGGCUUCUCCCUACCGUUGAUUAUUCCGGCGGGAUAUCUUCUUAUCCUCUGUUGCUGGUACAGAUCACAUAUUUAAAAUGCGGUGGAGUGGCACUUGGUGUUCGCAUAGACCAUCACUUAGCAGAUGGAUUAUCUGCUCUUCACUUUAUAAAUACAUGGUCUGAUAUGGCUCGUGGUCUGGACCUUGCAAUCCCACCAACAAUCGACAGGACAUUACUUCGCGCUCGAGACCCACCUCGGACUAUACUCAACCACAAUCACCACAUUGUAUACCAACCUCCUAAUGACCACGAUCAACAUGAAAGCACUGGGGUAGAAACAGUAGUCUCGGUUCUUACAUUUACUAGGGAGCAGCUCAACAUCUUGAAAGCUAUGUCGACCACUACAGAGGAAGAAGAUGAUAUGAGUACUUUACUAAUCAAGUAUACCUCAUUUGAGGUGUUUUCAGGUCAUGUAUGGAGAUGUGCCUGCAAGGCACGUGAACUAGCUAAUGAUCAAGAAACCAACUUAUUCUUUGCUGUAAACGGAAGGACCAGAUUGCAACCCCCACUCCCACCUGGUUACUUUGGUAAUGUGAUUUUCAGAGCCGCAGCAACAGCCUUAGCAGGGGAUCUUAUAUCAAAACCAUUAUCGUAUGCCGCAAACUGCAUUCACAAUGCUGUGGUGCGUAUGGACGAUGAUUAUGUUCGAUCGGCACUCGACUAUCUUGAACUUCAGCAGCGUCAUCAGGAUUUGUCAAGCCUUGCUCAUGGGACUCAUGUUAGGUGCCCUAAUCUUGGGAUAACUAGCUGGUUUACGCUGCCCCUCUAUGAUGCUGAUUUUGGGUGGGGGCGACCAAGUUUCAUGGGACGUGCUGGAAUUCCAAGUGAAGGAAAGGCAUACAUGAUACCAAGUGCAACUAAUUAUGGUUUAUCGCUGUGCAUCAAUCUGCAUUCUCGGCAUAUGAACACGUUUUCCAAGUUGGUUUAUGACAUAUAACUGACUAAUGAGGAAAACCAUUCAGAGAGUUGUUUGUGGUAAUGGGGUUCCCCUUUCUUUUUUUGGCCAAUAAAUGGGAUUCCACUUUAUGUCUUGUUAUUCGAUCGAGUAUUGAUGUAAGCUUUGUUGUGUAUGGAGUUUCUUGUAGACUCCCUUGGCUGUAUUUUAUGACUAAUUUCAAUUAAAAAGAGCUGAUAUCUUGUUUCUUAUGAACAAAUAAA